AUGGCGGCGCUGUUUGGGUCGUUCCCUACCAGCCAGUGUCAGUGGAUGAACGACCUGACGGAUUCCGUCAUCGUUCACGUUGACGGUGACGGGCGUUCCACACUACUUGAGAAUAUGCUGGCCGAGCAGCAUGGUUCCGCGUGUCAGGAUUCCGAGAGGACGUUUACUCGUGCCCCGGACGAGGAGCCCGCGUCGCAUUGCAAGGACUCGUCGCACGGCAGUCGCAAGGACGACGAAUAUCGCACUGGCGGCGCUGCCUCCCACAAACGGCAACGAGAGGAGCCGAGCGAGACGAGCAGCAGCAAGGCCAAUCGGGAGAAGAUUCGCCGCGACCGACUCAACGACAGGUUCGAAGAGUUGGCGCGGGCGCUGGCGUGGAGCGAGCUGGCGCGCGCGGACAGGGGGAGCAUUCUGGUGGACGCGGUGCGCGUGCUGACGCAGCUGCGGGCGGAGACGAGCCGGCUGAGGGGCUCCGCGGAGCACAUGAGGGAGCACAUGAGGGAGCACAUGAGGGAGCAGAUCCAAGAGCUCAAGGCGGAGAAGAGUGAGCUGAGGGAGGAGAGGGCGCGCCUGCUGGCCAACAAGCAGCAGCUGGAAGACGAGGUCCACCGCAUGGCAGCAUCUGGCGCCACCCAAUCCACCGCCGCCACGUCAGCAUCAGUAUCGAUGGUUUCUUCAGCUGCCCGGCAGGCAGCCGCUACUCCUCCUCCUCUUGGGUUUGCUCCUCCUGGUUCUCCUCGUGCUGUGCCCAUGAUGCUGCAUCCAGUGUGUGAGCCGGGCAAGCUGGGCCCAAUGGGUGCUCACAUGGGCCUGAUGUCUUAA
Molecule: messenger RNA, 822 nt
Organism: Closterium sp. Naga37s-1
Lineage: Eukaryota; Viridiplantae; Streptophyta; Zygnematophyceae; Desmidiales; Closteriaceae
Source: the annotation of a GenBank genome assembly